Messenger RNA from Macrobrachium nipponense, 1708 nucleotides. It is a transcript of the gene Idh, whose product is annotated as isocitrate dehydrogenase [NADP] cytoplasmic-like. Lineage: Eukaryota; Metazoa; Arthropoda; Malacostraca; Decapoda; Palaemonidae. Gene Ontology annotation, biological process: NADP+ metabolic process; isocitrate metabolic process. The coding region runs from base 52 to 1233 and encodes 393 amino acids. The transcript is spliced from 8 exons. Gene Ontology annotation, molecular function: magnesium ion binding; NAD binding; isocitrate dehydrogenase (NADP+) activity. The record is from RefSeq and is a predicted model, not a curated record. Gene Ontology annotation, cellular component: peroxisome; mitochondrion; cytosol.
UUUAUUUUCUUGCUCUUAGGUGGUCCCGUUGUGGAGGUUCUUGGGGAUGAGAUGACCAGGAUCAUCUGGGAUUUGAUCAAGCAGAAACUUGUGCUCCCCUUCCUUCAUAUUGAACUUCACACCUUUGAUCUUGGGAUCGAGAACCGUGAUGCCACAGAUGACCAGGUCACCCUAGACUGUGCUCAUGCCAUCAAAAAGUACAAUGUUGGCAUCAAGUGUGCCACCAUUACCCCAGAUGAGAAAAGAGUGGAAGAAUUCAAGCUCAAAAAGAUGUGGAAGUCUCCCAACGGCACGAUCCGUAACAUUCUUGGAGGCACUGUCUUUAGGGAAGCUAUCAUAUGUCAGAACAUUCCACGUCUUGUCCCUGGCUGGCAGAAGCCCAUUGUGAUUGGACGUCAUGCACAUGCUGACCAGUACAAAGCUGUAGAUUUUGUUGUCCCUGGAGUUGGAAAGCUUGAAAUCUCCUGGACGCCAGCUGAUGGUGGCGAGCCCAUCAGAGAAAUCAUCCACAAUUUCCAAGGAAAAGGCUGUGCCUUAGGCAUGUUUAACACUGAAGAAUCAAUUAGAGGAUUUGCCCAUGCCUCUAUGGUCUAUGCCUUGGACAGAAAGAUGCCUCUCUACAUGUCUACUAAAAACACUAUUUUGAAAAAAUAUGAUGGUCUCUUCAAGGAUAUAUUCCAGGAAGUCUAUGAUAAAGAGUACAAAACUAAAUUUGAAGCUGCUGGAAUUUGGUAUGAACAUCGUUUAAUUGAUGACAUGGUUGCACAGGCUAUGAAGAGUGAAGGAGGAUUUGUUUGGGCUUGUAAAAAUUAUGAUGGAGACGUCCAGUCUGAUUCUGUUGCUCAAGGGUUCGGUUCUCUGGGUAUGAUGACAUCUGUGCUCGUGUGCCCUGAUGGCAAAACAUUGGAAUCUGAAGCUGCUCAUGGCACUGUUACCCGCCAUUAUCGUCAGCAUCAACAAGGGAAAGAAACCUCUACUAAUCCCAUUGCAUCUGUAUUCGCCUGGACUCGUGGCCUUUCUCACCGAGCCAAGUUAGACAACAAUGAGGCCUUGGCUAGAUUUGCUGUUACUCUAGAGAAGGUUUGCGUUGAUACCAUUGAAUCAGGUGCUAUGACCAAAGAUUUGGCAAUCUGCAUAAAGGGAAUGGCAAAUGUCACUCGUCAAGACUACCUCAAUACAUUUGAAUUUCUGGAUAAACUUGCAGAAAAUUUACAAAAGAAUAUGAAUGCAUGACUGGAUAGUUCUUUGGCAAACACAUCAAGAUUAUGACCUCCAGAAGCAUUCUAUGAUAAAAACAUCCAGAUUAAAACCUCCAGAAACAUUCCCUGUAUUCAUUAGUUCAGUGUAUUCAUUCCUUAGGAGUGUAGUAGUGCAUUUUAUUCUAUUUUAGGGAACUGAAUGUGCUUUUUCUUUUGCAUUUAUUUUUUAAUUAAAACAGUUUUAUUUUUCAGGAAUUCCAGUACAUUUACUGUUUUGAUUUUUGCAUUUAUAAAGUUUCAUAUUUAAGAAUCACAUGUACUGUAGUUUGAGUUUUUAAGGACAUUUUUUCUUGUACUGGUGCUUAUAGAAUUUAUAUUGAUUUAACUGAAGAACAUACCAAAUGCUAAAUUUUUGGCAGACAUACAGUGUAACUAACAUUACAGUAUUAGAAAUUAUUUUUACUCAACAGUUUGUAUACUGAAGGACCAUAAAUUGAAAUUUAAGAAAA